Messenger RNA from Asparagus officinalis (garden asparagus), 1146 nucleotides. RefSeq names its product chorismate mutase 2-like. Gene Ontology annotation, cellular component: cytoplasm. The record is from RefSeq and is a predicted model, not a curated record. Gene Ontology annotation, molecular function: chorismate mutase activity. NCBI's taxonomy places the organism in Eukaryota, Viridiplantae, Streptophyta, Magnoliopsida, Asparagales, Asparagaceae. Gene Ontology annotation, biological process: aromatic amino acid biosynthetic process; chorismate metabolic process. The transcript is spliced from 5 exons. The coding region runs from base 1 to 876 and encodes 291 amino acids.
AUGGCUUCUGGUUCUUCUCCUUAUCCCUGGCUGUUGUUCUAUUUGUCUUCUUGCUGCCUCAUCCUUUCUUCUUCCUUCUGUAACUGUAGAGCUCCUCUCUCUGACCCUGACUCAUUAUUAGAUGAUAUUACUCUGGAUACGUUGAGGGAUUCUUUAACGAGGCAGGAGGAUUCAAUCGUGUUCAGCCUCAUUGAGAGGGCGAAAUACCCGUACAAUGCCCCCACGUACGAUCCUUCGUACCUGGGUGACUCUUUGAACCGAUCCCUGGUUGAGGUCUUCGUUAGAGAAACAGAGGCGGUUCAGGCCAAGGCUGGGAGAUACCAAAAUCCUGAGGAGUUGCCAUUCUUCCCCCAAGGUUUACCUCUGUCACUGGUACCUCCUUAUAAUUUUUCACAGAUACUUUACCCUGUUGCCGCGUCUGUAAACGUGAGCAGAACAAUCUGGGAUAUGUAUUUCAAUGAUUUGCUUCCUUCGUUUACUUCUGAAGGUGAUGAUGGUAACUACGGACAAACAUCAGCAUCAGAUCUUGUAUGCUUGCAGUUAUUAUCCAGGAGAAUCCAUUAUGGUAGGUUUGUUGCCGAAGUGAAGUUCCGAGAUGCUCCGAACGACUACACCCCCGCAAUCCGCGUGCAGGACAAGGAUACAUUGACACAAUUGGUGACCUCCGCGAGCGUCGAAGAGAUGGUUCAGAAGCGGGUGAAGAAGAAGGCCAUGGUGUUUGCGCAAAAUGUAACGUUGGAAUCGAAAUGCGGUGUGAAUGACACGGAAGCCGUGUAUAAAGUCGAUCCGAUGGUGGCUUAUCAACUUUAUAAAGAUUGGGUUAUUCCUCUAACCAAAGUCGUCGAAAUAGAGUAUCUUCUUCGUCGUCUUGAUUGAAUUCCGUCACAUUGUUACUACUCUUCCAAAGCCAUCGGAAUAGAGUAGCUUAUUUGUAAGUUGUUACAGCUACCUUGCCUUACAAAGGCAGGUGUGCUGACGUUUCAUACAAAAAAGAAAAAAAAAACAAUAAUCGACUAAAUUGUUGAUUUUGUUACUACUUUUCCACAGGUUUUGUUUCAUUAUUGAGCAGAAAACAAGGAACAUCCUAUCUCAUAGUUUCUGGUUCUUAUUAUACGAGGUGCAGAUGCCAACACUCGAAAGGAACUA